ACCAGCUCAGUCUCAGCUGAUCACUAACCGUUGAACCUUAAUGGAUUUGCACUUUCCAGCACUAAUUCAUAACAUCGAUAUAUCGAUAGCAUGCUACAUAACAUUUCUAUAGAAGGAAUAUUUCACAACAGAAUAAUCGGAUAGCUGAAUUGCAGUGCUGCAGUUUGUUCACACAUUUAAGUAAAUGUUAAGGUUCUAGUACUCAAAUAAAAAUAAUGUGCAUAAGGAGUGCGUGUGUGUAAGCAGAAUAGUUAACGCAAUUAUGAGUGUCAGCAUUGUGCAGUACUAUGGGGAACAGACGAGCAAAUGUGGAUACUGCACGGGCACGGACUGUAGCAAAUCGCACGGUAUGCAUGCAUAUCGCUUGACCUGCGACGAUUACCAAGAGCUGAUCGAUAGAGGCUGGCGGCGCUGCGGUAAUUACUGCUAUAAGCCGCAAAACGACAUUACAUGCUGCCCAUGCUAUACGAUUAAGUGCGACGCUCUGGAGUUUAAACUAACCAAGUCCAAUAAACGCAUUUUGCGGCGUAUGAAUAAAUUUUUACGCGAUGGCAAACGUGAGCCAAGCGAGCAGCAGCAACCGACAGCGGGUGAAUCAAAAACCGCCGAUGACGCUGACGUCGGCGUUGGGGUCAAUGCAAGCGACCCUCAGCCACAGCUGCCUGAUAAGAAGCCCUCUGUAAUUAAUGUAGAACAAGUUGAGAACUUAGCAGCAGAAAUGAAAAGCGCGUGCCCUGCUCCAGGGCUGGACGUAACGGCAGGCAAAGGAGAUCCAGCAGCGUCGCUGUUGGUAUCCAACAAAUGUAAAAGUGAGUCCAUUGAUCUUUUUUUAUUAAGCCUUGCAUUACCUAUUAAUUUAUUUAAUUUCAUAGCACUAACCUCCAACUUGAAUCCGCCACGUAAGAAGGCUAAGCAAAUGCGCCUGGAGCGCAGGCAAGCCAAACUGGGCGCCCCGCUUGAACAGCCACCACACACCAAAACGUUGAAACAGGAGAAGAGCUUGAAAGAUUUUCUGGCAGCACCCUGUGAAACUGACAAACAUCAUUUAAAGAUCGUUUUGGUCGCUGCCUCAGAUACACAGCGCACUUGUACUGAUGCAGUACACGCAUUGUAUCGCAAAUAUCAAUUAGUCAUACACAAUGAUAACCCCGCACGCCUAACAUUAGCUAGUAUGCAGCGGUUUUUGGUUAAAUCACCCCUAAAGCACCAAACAACCGAAGAUGCUCCGGACAUGGGAUAUGGCUCAUUUCAUCAUCAAUACUGGCUGGAUGGCAAAUUGAUUGCUGUAGGCGUCAUUGAUAUACUACCUGGUUCAGUUAGUUCAGUAUACUUUUUUUACGAUCCUGACUAUAGCUUUUUAUCGCUGGGCACAUAUGGUUCUUUAAGGGAAAUUGAUUUGGUGCAGACAAUUGCCGAGCGUGUACCCGCUUUGAAGUAUUACUAUAUGGGAUUUUACAUACACUCUUGUCCUAAAAUGCGCUAUAAGGGAAAAUUGUCUGCGUCUUAUUUAUUGUGCCCUGAGACUUAUGUUUGGGUGCCCCUAACCGAUGCCGUACGCUCCAAACUAGAUGUGGAAAAGUAUCAGCGCCUGAAUCCGGAUGCCACAGCAAAGGAUGUGAAUGAGUUUUUGAAUCAGCAUUUAAAUGACGUAAUGCUGCUCCUUGACGCCAAAACCUGCGUCAGUUACAAUAGUUUCGUACAACUUACUGGCGUUGUUGGCGAUCGCGAUGUGAUUAUCGAGUACAGCAAACUCGUGGGUAGAGUGUGUGCACAGCGCAUGCUUUUUGUGAACAUGUCUUGAAUGGCAUAUUGAUGAUGAAUUACAAAUAAUUUCAUAAAUGCACCUUUAUUCAUUAUAUACCACGCAAUUAAGUUAAACGCCUUAGCUAAGUAGUGCAAAAUUAUUUCAUUCAAAUGUAAACUGUUAAAUCUUUGUUAAUAUGUGCGACUACGUUCUUAAAAUUCAGUUAUAUCAUAUAACAAAUAAAACAAGAAAAUGUU
Messenger RNA from Drosophila novamexicana, 2001 nucleotides. RefSeq names its product arginyl-tRNA--protein transferase 1 (gene Ate1). The record is from RefSeq and is a predicted model, not a curated record. The transcript has 7 exons. Gene Ontology annotation, biological process: protein arginylation. Gene Ontology annotation, cellular component: cytoplasm. Bases 263 to 1801 code for a protein of 512 amino acids. Lineage: Eukaryota; Metazoa; Arthropoda; Insecta; Diptera; Drosophilidae. Gene Ontology annotation, molecular function: arginyl-tRNA--protein transferase activity.